Ixodes scapularis (black-legged tick) is the source of this 2237-nucleotide messenger RNA. It is a transcript of the gene SH3PX1, whose product is annotated as sorting nexin lst-4. Gene Ontology annotation, cellular component: cytoplasmic vesicle; plasma membrane. Lineage: Eukaryota; Metazoa; Arthropoda; Arachnida; Ixodida; Ixodidae. Bases 121 to 1752 code for a protein of 543 amino acids. The record is from RefSeq and is a predicted model, not a curated record. The transcript is spliced from 16 exons. Gene Ontology annotation, molecular function: phosphatidylinositol binding; protein binding. Gene Ontology annotation, biological process: endosomal transport; plasma membrane tubulation; endocytosis.
UGAGUGGGCUGAUUUCUUCCUCGAUCGGGCUUAACUUUGGGGCGAAAGAACGCAUGACGUCGCCAGCCGUGAGGGUGCACUGACUGAGGACACGCCGCGACAAUCCCCGCCUACUCCAGCAUGGACGCCCAAGGCUGGCAGGCUCGGGCCCUGUACGACUUCGAGCCCCAGGCGGCUGGCGAGAUCACUAUCUGGGCUAACGAGACGGUCACGGUCAUCAACAAGGACAUAGGAGAAGGCUGGUGCGAGGGCAUCAAUUGCCGCGGUGAGACUGGCCUCUUCCCCGAAAACUAUGUGGAGUUAAUCCAGCCACAGCAGCCCGCGCCUGCGGCGGGGGGCCCCCCAUCGGUGCCUCCUCCCCCACUGCCCCCCAAGUAUGAGGCGGCAGGCUACGACAAUGGGGACGACUGGGACGAUGACUGGGAUGACGACGACUCCAACCAAGGGGCACAGGACCAGCCCCAGCAGCUGUCUGGGCCAUGCAACUAUGGCCUGUUUCCUCCCAACCGGUCAGCCCAGCAAGAUGCCGGAAGCAAGGGGGACGUUGCCGCCCGUGGAGGCACGGUCAUGCGCUUCAACAGGUUCUCCAACUUCGUCAAGUCGGGAGGGGAGUCGUGGCUGCUGGGACAGACCAAGGUGGCCGUGCCCGGAGAGGAGCAGGUCACCAUCGUGGACUCUGGAGGUGUGGUGUGCUGGGCGGUGCGCAUGGAUCCCUACCAGUGUGAGGUCUCCUCUCCCAAAAAAGAGAGCAAGUUCAAAGGCUUCAAGAACUUCAUCGCCUACCAGCUCACGCCCUCAUUCAACGGCAUUCCCGUGAGCAGGCGCUACAAGCACUUCGACUGGCUUCACGAGCGGCUGCAGGAGAAGUUCUCGCUGAUCCCAGUGCCCCCGCUGCCGGACAAGCAGAUCUCCGGUCGCUACCAGGACAACUUCAUUGAGCACCGGAUGGCCAAGCUGCAGCUGUGGGUCAAUAGGAUCUGCCAGCACCCCGUGAUGUCGCAGAGCUCCGUCUGGAUGCACUUCCUCACCUGCACGGACGAGAAGAGGUGGAAGAUGGGCAAGCGGAAGGCAGAGAAGGAUGAACUGAUGGGCACCAGCCUCCUGGCAGCACUGCAAGUGCCCCCUGGGAACCUGGAUCCCAUCAUUGUGGAGGGCAAGGUCGACUCAUUUGGCAAGUUCACUCAGAAGAUGGACGAGGGGGUCAACCACCUCUACAAGACCACCCAGGGACAGAUCAAGAAGUGCUCCAAGCACUAUAAAGACGAGUGCGAAAAGAUUGCCGCUGCAUUCAGGGAGCUUGCCAGUGCGUUUGACCUGGAAAAGUCGCUGCCCUCAGCCCAGCUGACAGAGGCCAUCAGGCACACGGAGGACACGUACCGUGACAUCGGUGACAUGUACGAGACCAAGCUGUGUCACUACUGGGAGUCCAUGGGGGACAUGCUGUUCAUGUACAAGGGGGUCCUCGCUUCCUGGCCGGACAUCAUCAGCUUCCACAAGAGCUUCCUGAGCAAGCACAAGGAGUACCAGAAGAUGCGGGACGAGGUGAAGCUUUCCCAGGAGGACCUGGAGGGCAUUCGGCAGCGCAUGGACGUGGUGUCGUAUGCCACCCUGGCCGAAGUGAGCCACUUCCAGACCCAGAAGGUGGUCGACUUCAACGGCGCCAUGCACCAGUUCCUCGGCGGGCAGAUAGACUUCUAUGAGGAGAUUGUGCGCAAGCUCAAGGAGGCCCAGGGCAGGUACAUGACGCAAUAGGGGAGCCCUGGACAGGCCUCUUUCCCGGCGGCGCCAUCUAGCUGGGAUGCCUUUCCUUCUUCUGAACUCCCGACAGUGCCGCGCGAUUCUCCGUAACGUCUCGGACGAAGUCGGGCACACGCUUAUUCCAGGGACGGUGCACAGUGUUGCUUGAAGGCAUGCCAGCGUUGUAACCAGCGCCGGUUCGAUCGGGGACGAGGGGGCGGCGUCAGCAGCGUUCGGCGCUGCAUCGUGCAGCUGUGCCUGGUGCGACCGGACGUCGAGAGACUUUGGCGUGCCUUGCACCGACGUCGGCGCCUGCUUGCCGAUCGACCGUGCGACGCAAUCCGAAUCGCUAAGACUGAUUGAUGUGACCCCGGGAGUUAUUUCCCGGGGUUAUCUCGGGUAAAAUUAGCCUGCUCAAGAGCGUGUUGAAACAAUUUUUUUUUUUUUCAUACUGUACAGUUGCUUUUGAAUAGUGCAAGUAAACUUGUCCUAUUGUGUUA